UCUCUGCGAAGAAGAAGCUGAAAACGGAAGUGAAGCUUUCCGGUGUCCUUGUGCGACAGCUUGUGAAGAUGUACAGACACGUAUUUGCUUUCCAGCAGGUGGCUCGGCGGACCUUCUCCAGCUCUGCCCGCCGGCAGCUGGCUAACAAAGUCCCAGAGAAACAGAAGUUGUUUCAGGAGGAUAACGGUCUGCCGGUCCAUUUGAAAGGAGGCACCACUGACGCUCUGCUGUACCGACUGACCAUGACACUCACUGUGUUCGGAACAGCAUACGCUGUGUAUAACCUGUGGAAGGCAUCGUUCCCUCAGAAGAAAGAUUAACUUCACUGCCUCAGAGCUUUUCCUCCAUGUUUAAACCGGCCGGCCGCUCUACAUUGUGUUAAAGAUGAUGCUCUGUCUGUGUCGAGCUGUGUGUUUCCCGCCGUCGUGGGUUAUUAUUCCAUGUUCAUGGGAUCAAUAUUUAUUUCUUGUACUCUCUCUCUGAACCUGAAGAUCAAUAAAAAAAAUCUCAUGACCCAAA
Toxotes jaculatrix (banded archerfish) is the source of this 519-nucleotide messenger RNA. Its product is annotated as cytochrome c oxidase subunit 7A2, mitochondrial. The transcript has 4 exons. The record is from RefSeq and is a predicted model, not a curated record. Lineage: Eukaryota; Metazoa; Chordata; Actinopteri; Toxotidae. Bases 69 to 320 code for a protein of 83 amino acids. Gene Ontology annotation, biological process: mitochondrial respirasome assembly; mitochondrial electron transport, cytochrome c to oxygen; regulation of oxidative phosphorylation.